AUUCAUAGAGCCAGAAGGCGAGAGGGAGGAGGAGGAGGGCGCGCGGAGGGGGGGGCAGAGAGAGAGAGAAAGAGAGAGACAGACCAGGCUUUUUGAGACCAGCAUGAGCAAACAAACAGCGCCUCACAGAAGGUCACACACAGCUGGAGAGACUGGCCUCCCUAGGCAGGAGCCCUCGGGAAAGCUCGCCGUUGGCGUCUGGUGAACACGUGAAGACUCCUUCCGCUUGGGGAACGUGGACCCUGGGAGGAGCGCAGGCUCUGUCGUCUGAGCGACUCCUACUACUUCUUUUUUUAACUCUUGACUCUGAGGCCGCUUGCGCGCCCGUCCGCCUGCCUGCCUGCCUGCGUGCGUGUGUGCGUGCCUGUGUUUGUUCUUACUGCCAAUCGCGUGUGCUGCUAGCCUUCUGGUGGGGCAGAAGCGGAAACUCGGCCGGGCCCCCCUCGCGCGUUGUAACGAAGUUGGAGGCGCGAGAAAGGAGGGGAGGGAAAGAGGAAGGCCGUGAGGGGGCGAGGGGCGCGGAGAAGAGAAAGCAAACGAUGGUCCCGAAAGCGGAGCUCCACCUGCUGUGGUUAAACCAUAGCUGAGCAGCCGGGCCCCGGCGGCUGACUCUGAGGAAGAUUGCCUCAGAUCUUUUCCCCCCAAGUUGGCAGCGUGACUCACCCGGCGGCCACAGACUGUUGGGUGACUUCAGAAGUGCGCGCUCGAAAGUUGCUGCACGCAGUAACCGCAGAGGGAACCCACAAGCCAACCAGCAGCCCCGACCAAACCAGAGGGGUGUUCCCCCUUCCUUCCUUCCCUCUCUCUCUCUCUCCUCAUAUGGACUCCCUCCCUCCUCCUUUCCUUCACAUUAUUGGCCGCCCGACCUGCCGGGAUCAUCUUCUUCUUCCAUUCCUCGCCCUCGUUGCCGACCCGGCCAAAGCGUUGCGAAACGGCGCCGCGGCCGCGGGACUCUCCUGGCCCUUUCGGAGAGCGGCGCGGCAGCCCCCCGAGGCCGGGUUUCUCAAGGCCGCUUUAGGAAGAGAGGGGCAGGGAAGCGGAGCUCCUGCAGAAGAACAUUAAUGGAUUUCUGUUGUGUUUAAACUCUCUCUAGAGCCGACUGUAAAUAUUUGAUGAAGUACAGUAUAUAAUGCUGUGAUAGCCGCUUGACCUUUGAGAAACCUCAGGCCACGUCCGUGAAAGCCUGUCCCCACCCCCCCUUCCCUCCCCGCCCUCAAAUUGUUCUGAAACCGAUUUUCUCUCUCCACGAGCAGAGACUGGUGGGCUUAAAUCCGGAUUCUAGAGCGGCUUCUUUUGUUUUUUAAGGAGCAGAGCGGGGUGUGGGUGGACGGGAGAGAGCAGCCUGCUCUCCCAACAGGACAGGAAACUCGCUACUGGAAGGACCGGCUAGCCCCUUCCCUCCUCCUGUCUCCGGCGCUUGCAACGGAUCCCUUUGCUCAGUCCUCCUCCUCCCCGUGUGUGGGAUUUUGGAAGGGCCUUUGAUUUUUCAUAGCACUGGUCAUUCCUGAGGGGAGAAGGCCAAAAGAAAAAAAGGCUUGUCCAAACCUAUUAGGGACUCUUGCUUCUUUUUGUUGUUGCUUCUAAAAGAGAGGGACGCGCAAUAUAUUUCCAGGAGAGCUUGCCAACUGGAUGCUUGGAUUAAGUGUGGCAGGACCAGGAGAACGAGCGUCCCCCUGCCGUAGCCAACUGUUGAUCCGCCUUGACUCCGGGACUGGCUCCUCUGCGGGACCCCUAAGGCUCUUUCCUUUUAUGUGGGUCUCCCGAGAGCCUCCGGCCGAAGAGUUGCUGCGCCCGCCCCGCUUUGCGCGAAGCCCCGUGCGGAGCUUUCUCACUCAACCGGCUUGUUGUGAUGCGUAUCCCCGUAGAUACCAGCACGAGCCGCCGCUUCACGCCGCCCUCGACCGCGCUGAGCCCGGGCAAGAUGAGCGACGCGCUGCCGCUGGUUGGCCACGAGAACGGCGGCGGCGGCGGAGGCGGCGCCCUGGCGGGCAAGAUGAGGACCGCGGACCGCAGCAUGGUGGAGGUCCUGGCCGAUCACGCCGGCGAGCUGGUGCGCACCGACAGCCCCAACUUCCUCUGCUCCGUCCUGCCGACCCACUGGAGGUGCAACAAGACGCUGCCCAUCGCCUUCAAGGUACGAGGGGCAAGGGGAGAAGAGGGGGGCGGCGGGGGGGGUCGACUCAGCGGUAGAGUUCCUCCGCUGUCAGUCUUGUGUCUAAUGCAGCCCAUUACUAUUUACCUGGCAGUAAAGGCCCACGGCUUGCGGAGGGGACUUGCAGGGGGGGAAGUUUCGGCUUGCAGCCGGGCAGCCCGAGCCUGUGCGGGUUUACUCGGAAGUAAGAUCCACAGAAAGCAGCGGGGCUGGACUUUUCCAGCGAAGUGUGCUUUGGGGAAAGGGUGGCAGCCUGGAAACGGAAACCGCAAAGUUCGGCCCUCGGCCAUGUGGACUGCAUCCUUAGAUGCGGUUUCGUGGCGCGCGGAAAAGGCUCCCGAAAUGUCUAACCGGGUCCGAUCCUCGUUAGGAAGUCUGACUAAAUUGGAAGGGGGCAUCUUUCGGAGUAAGUGGGCGUCGGAUUGCAGCCAUGCCGACGGCCCCUCGUGCAGGUUGACCUGGCAGCAAGACCCCUUACAAUAAUUGAAGUUUACUUCGGAGGAAGUGUGCGCACGGGCGCUGCCGUGUAGCGCGACCCUAAACAGCUUUAGUGAGGAAUAAAGCCUUCCGAGUUAAGGGAGACUUAGCCUUAGCACGUUGUCCUGUGCAUUUUCCACCAAAAGCAAGCCACGCUCUGCUCAGCUGAGCUUAAUUCCUUCUAUCGAGUAGCAGCUACCUACAUUUGCCUGGGAAUACAUUUCACUAAAUUCAAUAGGACUUACUUCUGCAUAGGCAUGGUUAGGAUUGCCCUGAAAGUGCCACCCUGAGCACCUAGGGUGCCAUGGAGAUAUUUUUCCCAUCCGUAAUACACGGGUAGGCUGGCUUGUUUUAUUUUCAAACAAACCCAAAACAAAAGUGGAAUCUCCGUAAUCUGCUUCAUGUCUCUAAAAGUUUAGUAAACAGGAGUGAAUUCUCAUAAUCACUUCACAGAGAAGGCAUAAUCAGCCUGUAGUAGUAAGUUAUCCUAAGUGUGCAAGCCUCGCUUAAGACCAAAGGCCACCUAGUAUUAUGUACAAGAGCCGCAGAAACCAGCAGGCCUCAACUGGCCAGGGGUAGAUAGACCUCCCUCUACUUUCCACCCACCCUUCCCCUAAUAGAGAUUUACCCAUGAGAGAGAAGGCUACUUACUUCCUACAAUCACCCAGAACUUAACGCCUUCCUCCCGAAAGCACUGACCGACCUCCGAGCCUUAAACUCGACCUUCCUAAAACACUAAGAGUAUUUGGAAGGAAAUGCUCAAUUGAAUUCCGUGGGGCUUCCUCCCGAAUAAACGCCUUCGGGGAUGCCAGGCACAAGCAGGCAAAGUAGAAAGGAUCAAAGGACUUCACGCCAGGAGGACAAGGAGUAACACGUGUAAGUAAAUAUCAUGGAGGAGGAAAUAUUUCACGGGAAGAUUGAGCUUAGACCUGCUUCCAGUCGCUCACGAUUCCUCCUCCCUCCCUCUAGAGAGUCAAAAGCAGUUACUGAAUUAAUACCCCAAUUCCCAAAGCCCUUUAGCAGAAACACAGGGAGCCAAACCAUUUUUUAAAAAAAAUAUAUACACACGCUUUCUCUCACCCACACUCUUUCAUACGGCGUCCCUCCGAGCGUAGCUGGCUGGUGUGUGGAGCAGGAAUAAACUUAAGAAGGUAUUUACGGGAGCAGAAUUGUCCACGGUGACAAGUAAGGAAUUCACACACUAACACACACUACCUAAUAUCUAUUACAAUCUUAGACAUGCUUCCAUCACAGCCGGCGGUAUCUACGCGCAGAUCUGACCUCAACAAGUGGUUAUUUUAGAAAUCCCGCGUGCUUCGUUUAGAAGUAAACACUGUUAGGUACCCUUAGGAUUACUUCUGCGUAAAGGCAGUUUGACUUAAAGCCGAGUGAAGCAAGCCUCGCAAGUGUAGUCUCGCAAGCAUAAAGGCGCACGCGAGAUGAGGACCUGGCCUCUAGAGUGCUAUUGAAGCCUCCUCAUUCACAUUUACGGUCUUUCGCUGAGCGCAGCAAAGCGCUGAACGCAGCAAGGCCCUCUCCUUUCAUAGCUGAGCUCUCACCAUCUCUGUAUAGCUCAGGCUGGAGUAAGAAAAGGGAGGAGAGUUUUCUCCUUUCGGCCCCUGAAGUUCAUUCACAAAUCGCUACGACAAGGCUGCGGCGGCCUCGCUGAAUUCUGCGGGACUGACUUGCGAGGAAACAUUAAUAGGAUCGGUCUGCACGAAGAGUGCUGUAAAAGGAGGGAAAAGGCUCUGGUGGGUUUUGUGGAAGGUCUGUUUACAUGUGGGGGGGAUACACACACACCCCUACAUGCUGCGGAAGGAAGCAGACCCUUCAGCCGCUGAAGCUGUGCACCUGAUUUGCGCCGGGGUCAGGGAGAUCGCCCCUAUAAAAUAACUUGGGACUCGAAGGCUGGCUCAGUGCGAAGCACCUGCGAGCGCCGCUUUGUAACCGAAGCCGCUCAAGCCGCUCCCACCCCCUCCGGGUGUCCCCAAAGGGAUUAACACAUAACUCGAGGUUGGCGUGGAUUUCUUUUGUGUUUGGAUCCCAUAUGUUGAGAGCACCCGCUGCAGCCGGCAGCUUAGUCCACGUGCAUAUGGUAGCAAAUGGAAAACAGAUACACGCAGAGUUCCAGACGUUUUAAAUCGACCCCCUCUAUUGGGGAAUAAUGCACGUGUGAUAGUAACAAAAGCGUCCGCCUGCUUAAAAAAAAAAAUCAAAAAAAUCCUAGUACUUCAGGCCUAACUUUAAGAAACGCCAAAGCUGGAAGUAUCCCUGCAUAUAAACACGCCCCCCCCCCAUAUUUCCCUUUGGAUGUAAAACUCGCAUUUGUUCGCACGGAACAAGUCAGCUUCUUGGUCAGCAGCCCCCCAGCAGAGUUUUAAAACGAAGCAGGACGGCUGAGUUUGCGUGUGUGUGGAUGCAAUCGCCUGGCAUUCAUUCAUGAACAAAUAAAUAAAGUAACAGAACACUCACUUUGCAAAAAAAACAAAAAGGUCUCAUGACGGCCCCCACCCCCAUUGCUCCAGAAUAAGUUAUUUGACCUCUGCAGUAGUUCAGCGUUUAUGUUUUGAAGGUUUGCUCUUUUGGGAGGCGGGGAGAUGGUUGCUGCUUUCGGGCCUUGUGCUUCAAAACAGGAGACGGAACCCUCCCGUGGGCAAAACUUUGUGCCCAGCUCCGCUCGCUGCUUCCCAGGGAGUAAGACCCCCUCUCCUGGAUUCAGGAGGACUUCCUUCCGAGGGGACACGUGUAGGAUCGAUUUCAGUAGCUCGCUCAACCUAACAAAUCUCCUUCCCCCUUUAGAAGCGGCGUAGCAAGUUUUAAAGGGGUGUUAAGAUUUACCCUCGCCAAGCCGGAGUCCAGGAAGACCCCGGGUCUCCCCCCGCCCUCCAUGACAUCAGUGGUUCCCUUAUUUAGAGUAGGGGAUUGCCCAAACCCAAGCCCUGCUCCUCGGCCCGUUCACACUUGUUCAGCCUGCCUGCCCCCUUCGCCCAAACAUCCCAGGCGGAGCCAUCCUAGCGCUCCCUGGAAGCACCUCUCCUCUUGCCCGCCCGGCCACUGUCUAGCCUGUUUUCAGCCUCUGGGAGCCCAGUGAAGGCGCCCCUCCUAGCCCAGGGCAAGCAGAGAGACUGGGGCGAGUAGCUUCCUCUCUGGAAAGGCUUCCUUGGGUACAAGAGUCCUGCAGGUGGUUUUCCCACUUGGCCGACGCCACCCAGACGCGCUCAUUGGAAGGCAGGCUUCUCUCUCCCUCCCUCUCUCACACACACUUGAUUUCACCCCAAGGCUUCACAUUUACUUGCAAGUAAAUCUAAUCGAACCAAGUGCGCGCAAUACUUGGAUCGGGUUGGCGCCCCCCCCCCUCUCCCUCAGCAACUCUUCCUCGGAGGACAGGCCUUCAAAAGUGUGCUGGGCAUUUCUGAAUCGAUCCCCAAAAGCCCACUCCCUUUCAUCUUUAUGAUCAGGACCCGAUCCCUUGGUUCUUGGCGGCGGAUCGUCUUCACUGAUGAAGGCGCAGAGGGGGUAGGAUGAAAGAGGAAUCCGGAGUGAAUCCGGAGCGAAUGCCACGCUUGUCAAUUUUAUGCCUCCCUCCCCAAAUUUGCUUGACCCGUCUGAAUUUGCUUGGCCUCGAAUCGCUGCCCACAGCCCUCUAGAACCCAUUCUCGUUUAAGUUUGGUCUGGAAUAAGUGUUGCACCCCCGACCUUAAUAAGUGGCCCUUGCCCCCCGAGUCCCUCAUUUUUUGUGCCAUUGGUUUUCAUUGAGUCUACUUCCAAGAGAUCUUGCUUAUUUCGAUUAAUUCUUUUCCUGAUUUAGCUACACUACUAAAUUUACGGGGAAAGUGGUCUGCCUUGUAUUCCCCCAUCCUAAUGUCCCGCAAGCUGUUCCUGUUCAAGGGGAUCUCAGAAAAAGCAAAGUUCUGCUUGAGGCUGCCUUCCGCAGCCUCCCGCCCUUCUUUUUCUGGCUAAGCUUCACUUUUCUCACUUCCCUGCAGGCUGACAGCAGCCAGUACGUGCUUUUCUCUCCCUUCGAAUUCCAGCAGAGCUUUUAAAUAGCCACGAUAUUAAAUCCGAUUACCUGCCCGGGUCUCUUAAGUAGCAGCCAAGGAGGAUGAGAAAGAUCUGUUCGCACUGGUUCAGUUUCUUCCUUAUUAGUUCCCAAACGUGUUAUUCUCCAGCCAGCUUCAGUUUUGAGAACUUUGGGGCUUCAAGCCCUUGUUCGUUCGUUCGUUCUUUCUUUCUUUCUUUCUUUCUGGAAAACAUAAAUAUAAUCAUAAUCAUAAAAGUAACUACUACUACUACAUCAACAAUGUCAUAUGACAGAAAGGAUUCCAUCACGCAAUGCAAAUGUGUGUGAUUUAAGAAGCGAGAGUAAAUAAAUGUUUCUUGUUCAGGAUUUUCCCUGCCCCAGAACACACACACCUUUGCAAGCAAGGGAACUUUGUCUUAUAUUAUCAAUAAAUAUGUAACCCUUUGUAACAAACUGUUGCAGUCCUAUGCAUAUUUGCCUAUUCAGAAGUAAAUCCCACUGUAGUCAAGUCCUUCAGCAUACGCACACAUAGAGCUUUGCAACCGAAAACAACCAAAAUGAGUGUUUUUUUAAAACCAGAAAAUACUUGGGAUGUGAUGGGUGAAGAGGAAUUAAACCAGACUCCUGCAUAUAAAACUGCUGAGAUGGGCAGAGUGUUAACAAUUCCCUUUUCCAGCUUCCCAUCCUGCAUACACUACUAUUGGUGGUUUAAAAAAAAUAUUCUGUCCCUCAAAAUAAAAUAAAAAACACCAAUCCAUAACUGAAUAAAUUCUCAGGGAAAACACCACAGACUGGAUUUUGCUAGAUUUUGCUUAUAUAACCUCCUCCUUGUAGGUAUAACCAUUUCCCACAACUGAGGAGUGUUGUUAUUUAAAUAAUUUUGGGAAUAAUUAUUAUUUCUUUACAUGUUUCCACAAGAGCUUGCCUUUCAGCAUUCUGACGCAGCAGAUCAACAGUCCACUUCUUGUAGAAGAGCCCUAGUAAAGUUAAGGACUUAACUGGUUCUGCUAUUUAAAACAAACCAUCCAUGGACUUUCUGUUAUUUACUACAGCAGAUGGUAACUGCAUACUUGCACACCACAAAGGCCAAAAUCUACCAAAUGAGAAUACCUGGAAUUACAUCCCAGUCUUAACUGCACUUACAUGGAAGUAAAUACUAUUGUUUCCAGUGACACUUACAUCCAAGCAAGUAUGGGAAUAUUGCCACAUGGGAGACUGUGAUCCUAAGUAUGUUUGCCUGGAAAUAAGCCUCAGCUGGGUUCAGUAUGACUUUCAUGUAACUAAAACUGUUGAAAUAAAUCACUGUGAACUCUGUGGGACUUACUCCUGAGUAAAAAUAUUGAGGAUAGCAGUUUAAUCUCUGUGCACUGGUUUGUCCAUAAGUCUUAACUCUUGUGAUGCUCCUUGCAUUGCACCUUUACAACACUUAAAAAAAAAAAAAAGACAAAGCAUUGAACUUCAUCUGGGCUAAUCUAAAUAGUCGGAUUUAAUUGAUCCAUAGAUUAGGUUGCAUUGCCCUAAUCCCUUUGGAAACCUAGGAUUUUCUGUCAAAUUUAAGAUGAUGGCUGAUAUCUGACAAAUGAUAGAGCAGACUCAUUUGAUGGGUCAGCUCGGGGUAUGGCUAAUGUUGGCUUUUGCCUGUAUAAAUUAAGUGAAAAAGAAAGAUGAUAAACUAUCUGUUCCUAAUGUUUGAUAAAUUGUAAUAGAAAAGUACAAUGGAGGAUAAGAUAAUAAUCUCAUUCUUACUUAAAAUAUCCCCCCCCCCCAAUUAGGGGGAUAAAGCAGUAAGAUUUAGUUGUGCUGCAACUUUGAAUUGUCUGUAUUCCUUCUAGCUCAUGUAGAACAUAUUUUUAUAAGCUGAACAGUCAAGCAGAAACACACACACAGCUAGCUAUCUCCAGUCAACAAGUUCUUACUUAUCUGUUUAGUCUGUUUUAUAAUGUAAAUGUUUGUGUUCUGUGCCUCUUUUACAGCUUUACUUGCCAGUCUCUUUCUCCUGGGCCUAGAUAUUUUUCUUUAGCGUCUUCCCAGAGUUUCCGGCAUUAUGUUGUAAACACAGAGAAUUGAAAAUCUACUUUUUCUGUGGAGUUUUUUAUUAUUAUUUUUUAAAAAAACCAAAAGAAACACACCCACUAGUAUGCAUAUUUAGAAAGACAUGCAUAGGAUCAAAUAAUAUUUUUUCAAAUUGUGUUCUAAUAAACACUAUAGUUUAUUGACUUAGUAAAGCUAUAAUUCAAUUUGUCGCUGGAAAAAAAAAUAAGGUAUUGCACCUGAAGUAAUAUUGCUAGAAUGACUAAUUGUUGUUAACAUCUUACAGUAUUUUGACUAGGAAAAAAUAAUAAUCGGUGUAUAAAGGUACAAUCCUAGCAUUAUUAUUCUUAUUCUUAUUAUGGGAAGAAAUCUCACUGGGGGAAAAUGGAUCUUAUUCUGAGGGAUGUCUCACUGUGUUCAGUAACUGAUCCUAGGAAUACAGCUUUAUAUCACAAUUACAACCAUGUUUAUUCAGAAAUAGGUUCAAAUUGUUUCAGUAGCAUUAGCCCUAGUAAGUAAUAAUUCCUUACAGGACUGCAACCUUAAGCUAAAACAUUUUUUCUCAGGGAGCCCAAUUCGUACUUUGUCAUUUGUACUUGUCCUUCCUGCCAGAAGUUUCUAGAACAAGGGUGGGGGACUUGUGGCCCUCCAGAUGUUGCUGGACUCUCCGUUCCCAUUAUCACUGACCUUUGGUUGUGAUGGCUGAAGCUGAUGGAAGUUUGGAUCCAGCAAUGCCUGGACAGCCAUAAGUUUCCCCACCCUCUUCUAGAAGCUUCAGAAGAAAAGGCCAACAACUUCUCACAUAGGUGCCCAGCAAAGUCUGAGGGGCAGUUGUCCUGUUCUGGGACAAUUAACUUAGGAGAGAGAAAGAGAGAGAGAGUACCCUAUGAGACCAAAGAGAUGAGGAAGAAACAGGGCCUUAUAGAGAGAGAAGCAGGAAUAAUGAUGCUAUUUUUGACUUCAGGAGUUGCACUAUUUGCACUAAAAUUAUAAAAGGUCACCAUGUCCCAGCUUGCUGCCUGCCUUAUUUCUCACUCAAACUUUUUGCCUGGUUCCUGCUUAGCCUCAGAUGAUUAGAAAAGAAAAACAGGAGCAGGUGAAUGUAAAAAAAAGUGAAUUGACUGUUGCGUUUCAUUGAAAGGACUAGGGCUGUGGAGGAAGGGUGGGUAGAGGGAAGUAGAAGCGGAAAAUUCAACACCGGGCAGUUUCAGCAGAAGUGAAAAGAAUGUUUUUUUAAAGAAGUUGCCACUUACUUGGAAGACAGGGGCCAAAACUCAAGUGGGGAGUGUAAAAGGAGACUUUGGCUCUGGGUCAGGUAGAGGGCUUCCGACCUCCUGAUUCUAAGCAUGUUGUGUGGAAGGAAGUGCUUCUGAUUCACACUAGAUUGCCAUGGAGUACGCAAAUAGAUCUGUAGUUCAAGCUUCAUCUACAAUCACCAGCCUGAAUUUAGAGGUUGUUGCUAGCUUACAUUUAGUCACUGCUUCAGCACAGCACUCCAGAAUGCCACACUGCACUAAUGCAACCACCCUUAUUUCAGUUUUAUUGAAACCAAUGACAUUUCUUUCCCAAAAAAUGUGUUUGAGAUUCAGGUUUUAAUUUCUUUAUUGUGCCCGGUUAAAUAGGGUGCUGUGUUUUAGCACCCUAUUUACCAAAGAAAUGUUAUAUAUAUUCAGCUGCUUGGAUAUGAACUAAGCUAGCCACUAUUAGGUCCCACUGAAAUCUAUUGGAAAAGCUAGUCAUGGCUAACUUAAUUCUGAUUGAUUUUCAGUUGGACUUUAGUACAACUAACUUAGGUUGCAAUCCUAACCUUAUGUACCUGAGUGUAAGUUUCAUACUGUACUUCUAAGCGCUUAAGAUUGUUAAACUUGCAAGUUUGUAUGCAGUCUCCUGUCUGCAUCCUAUUUGACUUUUGCUUAUAGUUUGCACCUUCAAAUUAUCAAUAACAAACUAAUGGUGCUUCCAUUUUAUUCUUUUAGGUGGUGGCCUUAGGAGAUGUCCCUGAUGGGACUCUGGUCACAGUGAUGGCUGGAAAUGAUGAAAACUACUCUGCAGAACUCAGAAACGCUACUGCUGCCAUGAAGAAUCAAGUCGCAAGAUUUAAUGACCUAAGAUUCGUGGGCAGAAGUGGAAGAGGUAUGAUAUCAUUAUCACUAUUAUUUUAUUACACUAAAAUUAAGUUGUGUCUUGGUAGAAAGCUCUAUGCACAGAAUCUUUUGUUGCAGUUUUCAGACUGCUUUCUUUUGCAAUAAUCCCUUUUGCUUUCAAUAUAAUUAUAUCGGAGUAAGCAGUUUCAGGAUUACCGCAAUUGAGGCCAACCAAAGUCCAUAUUGGUGGUAUUGUGGUAAAUGAUUGCAGGAUGUAGAUCACUACCUUGUUUUUAUGAUGCAUUUGUGCAACAAACAUUACAGGCUGAAUUGUUAUUGUUAUCAGAUGGUUUAGAUCUGCCUUCAGAGCUAUGGUACCAUGAUUUGUAUCUGCUCGGUAUUUAGCCAGUAGUAGAGCUAUGUAUAUCUCAGAAGUAGUGUUAGAAAUCCCAUGUGAACAGUUUUCUCAUUCAUUUCAGUGAUCCUCAGUGAAUGGGUGAAGCCAGUGUAUAUUACUGAAAUGAAAACAUUGCUAAUUAUAAAGUUUGGUGAUUGCAGAAUAAAGUCAGCUUGUUGUAGUUUGCUACUGUUAUAUAUAUUGACAAUGGUGGUUUUCUGCAGAGAGGAUUUUUCCUUCCUCCCCCCCCCCUUCCUUAAUGGUUCCAUUUAAGGGUCUCUGCAAGAAAUAAGUAUGCAUUUGGUUUGUUACUUUAGCUUUAGCAACGCAGUUCAUGAUAGUGAGGUUAGGAAUACACAAAAUGAUAAAUAGGCACCCACAUAUGUUGACAUGGAAGUAAGAUAUGUUGAUGUCAAUGAGACACGUUUCCAACUAAUUAUCCGAUUUGUGAGACUGCUAAAAAUGCACAAUCUAUAUCACAAUUUAAACACACAUGCACACACAUGGGCACGCGCGCACGCACACACACACACACACUUAUCUGUGUGACUAGGUUCAACUAUUUCUUUUUAUGCAUUUGCAUGGAUAUUGAUACGGCCAGAAGAAACUCCCAUAACUCUGGCAGAUGGAAAAAUGUUAUUGCUAUUAUUGGAGGGGCUGCCAGCAAUACCUGUGAUUGCAAGAACUAAGCAUUGUAGUGCUUUUCACAUACUCACCUUACAGAGGAUUCUCUCCAUGUGGUGGAGAAGCUGACGGACAUCGCAUCCAAUGUGUAUAUAUGGUAACAUGUUAUUUGAGCGCUCCAUGCAUAGACCAAUGUGUAUAUCAAUUUGACUUAUACAACCUCUCCUUUUCUGAGAAGUAAAGAUCUCAUAAAAUCAGACAGUUGGAUCACAUAUUCCUUUAUAGGCAGGAUGAUAAUGGUACACCCUUGCUCCCCGCUCUGCGGAGAGGAUUCUAAGCUUGUUGAGUACAUGAAUUGGUCUUAUCUCUAUAUGAGCACAUACCUGAGGAAGGCUGGGGCUGCUCACAUAGCCUUUGCUAUGAAUUGGCUCCUAGUCACAAAUAUAAUUCAUGAAAAUUGCCUAGCUGGGUUGAUUCUUGCUCCUUACUAAUGUGCUGAUUUUAUCAGGACUGGGAUUGGUCCUUUGGUUUGUGCAUAUAGCAGACUUUAUUUCAUUUUCUAUGGAAACUAGCUUUUGAUUUUUAUUGAAUUUCUAUAUGGCUUAAUAUGUUAAAAAUAUCUCUAAGCCAUGUACAAACAAACUUAAAGCAACAGCAGACAAAUGAAACAAAACAUUACGAAAAUACAGAGUUACAUAUGAAAAUGUUCUAGUUACAGGUAGGUAGCCAUGUUGGUCUGCCGUAGUUGAAACAAAAUAAAAAAAAUCCUUCCAGUAGCAGACUAAAGCAGUACUAUUACUUCUCUUGAUCUAGACACUAUACUUCUGUUGAGGCAGCUUAGAAUAGCAUUAGCUUUUUUGCUGCUGCAUCACACUGUUGACUCAUGUUAAGCUUGUGGUCCACUAAGACACCUGGAUCCUUUUCACAUGUACUGCUAGUAAGCCAGGUGUCCAUCUUAUAUUGGUGCAGCUGGUUUUUCUGGUGACUUCUGUUUCAGUGUAUCUGAAGAAGUGUGCAUGCACACGGAAGCUCAUACCAAUAACAAACUUAGUCGGUCUCUAAGGUGCUACUGGAAGGAAUUUUUUUAUUAUAUUAAAUGUUGCAUUGAUACAAAGUUACUAAUACAUAUUAAUCAGUAUCAAUUCGUUUUCCUUCUGACACACUCUCCUCCUCAGCCUCCUGGUUCUCACCCAGGGUCCAAACAAACUCUCAGCUCACGCACAAAAGUCUCACAAGAAGAAAAGUUCCUGGAAACAUUGGACAUCACCCUAGUCUCUCUCACUAGACAUGCUUUCUAUGGGCAGGCCCAAAGUGUAUGGCACUUCCUCAGGCUGCCCACAGCCAUGUCCCAUUCAGCUGCACUCUGCACCCUCAAUUCCAGGUACAGCAGGUUUGCUGAGUUUCCCAGGGGUCCAGAGGGUGUGAAAAGGGGCCCCCUCCACUCACAGCUCUUUCUUCACCCACUAGCCUCUCCUUCUUCAGCUGCUUUUUAAAAAAAGACCUCUGCCACUCACACACACACACAUACAUGCUUCAGUUUUCUUUUCUGAAAUGUGUUUGCUGCUUUUUAGCCUAAUAUGCAAAACUAGAUGGUUUCUAAACCUGCCUGAGUUGCUUCUGUGAAGAAGAUAAUUGCUGGGGGAGAAAUACCUGCAGUUGGAAUUGUAGCUUGGUGAUGCUAACGAAUGAUAAUAAUAGGGUAAAGCGGAGAAAAUUAUAUCCAUUUACUGAAAACAUGAGUGAUGCUGUAAUGUAUAAAAGGAUCAGUCAUUAAACAUGUUCAGUUGUUAUAUGGAAGGCUGCACCUUUUCAGUAAAUGGAAUUCUCAUUAUGAUUCAGAGUGUUUAGAAAACAUUUUGAAGAUUUAAAUGUAAAGCUGGUGAAGUGUUUGAGAAGCUAAUAAAAACAGGCCUGCACUUUGGUAGUUGGCACCGUGCAUAGAGCCAGAAAUCAGAGUCUAUGCAGUUCCUAAGGUCAGAAUGAGAAAGUGAAGGAAGGAGCAGGAGCUGGUCAGAAGAAAAUUAUACGCCAUUUAUUUUACUAAUUCUACUCAGUCACUUGUAACACCGAUCACUUAUGUAUAGGGGUUGAUAUGCAAAUAAAGAUUGACUGUCAGAAUAAGUUUAAGGAAGUGAUAAUCUUUGGCAGGUUGCAUGCUAACUAUUCAGGUCUGAAGUUUUGGUUCCUAUGGGCAAUACCAAUUUUGAAUGAGUGACUAAUAUAUGCUUUUGUUUAUUCAUACAACCCUGAACUGUUUCCUAAAGGUGUGGCUGUUUGCACUGGUUUCUGGCAUUCUUUUAUUGCAUUGGCUUAAAGUGUGAGGACUAAGGCAGUUUGCGUCAAAGGUCAUGAAAUGCAGACAGGGAAAUGAACUUCUCUUAGAGCUGUGUGAUGUUUUCUCUGUGCAUGAAGCUAGCUGCUCGGAAGCAGUACUGUAAUGUGAAUAAACAAUAUGCAAAACAGGAUGCAAAGGAUGACUGAAAAUUAGGUAUGUGCAUAUGGUUUGUAACUGAAAUUAACUAAAAUAACUGGUGUAGAACUAGGGCUGCAUCAUGUAUUCUCUGCUUUUAAUUUGAGGCAAGAACCAAGUGGAAAUUUCAUCUGUAAAAUACUUAGGCAGUGUGGCUUUCCCCUAUUGUUCAGUCGUGGUCAGCAGUUUUAUUUCUCUUGGCUGUUGCUUCUUUCUCCUCCAGGAUUACAUUGGUGAUCCCACUCAGUCAGGGAUCCUGAAUAGUGAAUGUGAUAAUGUCACAAUGCUAGGUACCCAAUCAGAUUUUGCUGCAUGGUGAUGCCACUGAGACAACUGAGGGCAGUUUACAAGAAUAAGCAACCAUCCCUCCCCACUUGCAAGGAGUGCUGAAAAAUCAUCAGCAAAAGAGGAAUUUUUUUACUGCCAAAAAUGUUAAUGGGAAACAGUAAGUUGCAUUGGCUCAGCUGUACGUGUAGCUGUCCAGAACAGUUUUAAGCAAUGAAAUGACAAUGCAAGUUCAUACCUAUUUUUCUCUGUUGUGCAGAAUUAUUCGUAGUCUAAUAUUCUGCACGAGAGGGUAAAUCACAAUACCCAACCACCAUAACAAUUAGACCUGCACCCACCUGAUCUGAAUAUGUCUGUAGACUUCAGUGACACUUGAAUAAGACCAGGAAAAUGGGAAAUAGACUAAUUGCUGGGUCAGUCUUUUUACUCAUUACUAUAUUUCACAUUGGCAGUUUGAAGAACUUCUUUAUAUACAUACACAUUUCAUUUACUUGAGAGACUUGUGAGACAGAGGGAAUUUUAACUGAUUUCAUGCUGUAUCCCUAAUGCACACCUCUUAGAAACUGCUUAUAAAUUAUAAAAACAAAGAAAGCAAUGUCUAUUGCAAGUAUUCAGUCAUAUCUAACACUACACUUUAAUCACUUUGCAGUUUUGAAGCAGUUGGUUUUUACUGCUACAGUAUUGCUAAAUGUAGUAAAAUCCCCAUUAUUUCAAUCAACUCAACCUCAUUAUUUCAAUCAAUCAACUCAUAGUGGCUGGGGAAACCCAACCAGAUGGGUGGGGUAUAAAUAAAAAUAAUAAAACCUCCUGUUAUUUCUUGUUCAAUGUGCUUCAUUGUCUACAAAAGUCUACUUCACUCCAUUUGCCUGAAUUUUAACAUACUGUACUACAGGAUUGCCCCCUAAUGUUAUGGAAGCUUAGACUCACUAAAGUCAAAACUGGAUACAGGAUUAUAGGUGUAAUGUUCUGGAUCUGGAUGCCCACCACAUGUUUUGGAAAUAUUAGCUGUUGCUGUGUGGUAUUCCAUUCAUCAUUCUGUAUUUUAAAAGUGACUUUAUUCUCCUCAUGCUAAGCUCAAAAGAUGAGAAUAGAUCCUUAUAAACAAAAAGAAUUGUAUUUGACAGUUUUGGCUUGACUUCCAAUACAAAACACUUCUGCUUAGGAAUUAGCAAUUUUUGCCUUGCGCCAGCCCAUUACUGAUAAAACCUGCCUUUCUAGCCUGUACUACUGGCACCAGAGUCCCAGAACACCUGCCAUUGAUUUCAAGGUUUGCACAUAUUUCCAUAUCAUUUGCAAAUUGAUUUUUUUCUGGAAGUGAGUAACAUGGAAAUGAGCAGUAAACUUGCACUAUAUUCCAGUAUAGUGCUGGAAAUAGCUAAGGCGAGCCUGGGGGGGCAUGGAGAGGGGUGCACUAGGUAGAGGAAUUACUAAAAAUAUGGUGUCCUGCCUUGUGCAAGCAGAAGAACACCUGCUAACACAAAGCCACCACUGGAUACAACUCUUUGCGUAUGUCUGUGUUUUAUAUGUCUUCACAUAAGGGCCAGCGCAAAACGUUUUGCUGCUUGAGGCAAAAAGCAAGAUACUGCCCUGCCCCCACCUCACUCAUUCCAUGUACUGAAGUUUACUUGACUUCAGCACUGGCAAUGGGAUAGCAUCCUCCUUUGCACCUGAGGGCAGCAGGCUCUGAUUCUCCAACAGAGGGGAAUUGCCAAGAGUGAUGCCAGUGCUACCCGCAGUAUCUGCCACCUGAGGCAAUUGCCUCACUCUGCUUAAGGAUGGGACUGGUCAUGCUGUUGGCUAUUUCUCUUAAUUUCACCAGGAGCAAAUAAGGCCAUAACUAAUCUCUAGUCCUUUAUUUUGUUUCUCCCUGAAAGCAUAGUGGGAAAGGAAGUGGAUAGAUGCCGUUUUGGAGUUAAUGAGAGAAAGGCAUGUAAUAAAUAAGCACUUUGUAGAAACACAUCUGUAUCCAUUUAUAUUAAAAAUAGAUUUGCAAAUUACAGAACCCUGCCAAUUAUUUUGCAAGAGAAAAGGUUGCUGUGUAGGGUUUCCCAUUCUGUCAAAUGGAGUGGAGGAAAAGUCUGUGCCACUAGUUCCAUGGAACUACUUUAUAUACCAUAAGUGUGCUUGAGUAAAACAUGCAUAACCAUGGUUCUAGAUGGGCACAUCACCAGAGCUUGUUGGUUGUUGCUUAAGAUUUGGCUGAAGUGGGAAUUUAAAAUUUCCUCAAUCUGUUUAUUGCCAAAACAUCUUGGUCUGUUUCCAGAAUCUGGCUGCUUUUCCUGUGUCAUGCUGGCAAAAAUUUGCUUAGGCUUUUCAUCUUAGUUUUUGUCUUUCUGCAUUCCAGUACGUUCAAAACCAAAUGUAUCACUUUAAAAAAAUGUUGUAGCACCAUGAAAGAAACUAGUUUGAUUGAUGUUGGAUUGCCACUAUUGUUUUUACAGCACUAGCAAAGUAUACGAUACUUUAUACAACCUAAGAAGAUUGAUAAUAAGGUCCCACCUCAGAAAUUAGUUACAUGGAUUGGAUUGGAUGCAUUGGAUACAUAUCUACUACCUACAGCAUAAAGGACCAAUCCCUUUCCAUAUGUGACUGUUUCUGCGUUGAGGUUAUGGUCCACAGCUGAACUGUGUUAUUUGCCAGACAGUAGUCUGGGGUUUGUUGGACCAGGUGCAGUGAAACCGUGGGCAGCGUGGCCAAGGCAUGGUGAAGUUGCAAUGAACACAGUACAGCAAUUUUUGGGGUUAAACAGGCCACAACUUUAUUGAUUACAGAUGCCAACGGGUUUUGGCACCCAGGCAUUGGGUAUGUAUCCUGUAUCAACUAACCUCCCUGCUGGUUGAUAAUUUGGUAGGGUUAACCCUGGUUAAAGAUCAUCCUAAGGUAUCCAUCAAAUUGGGAUGACCCCUCCAAGAUUACCAUUUAGGGAGGGCUACGGCAUAUCAGCCCCCUCCCCCCCCAAUCUGGGCAUCCGGACAGAAGCACCUCAUCCUGAAGAUUUGAAGGAGCCUUAAAGGAUAGCCCUGUAUAGAUGCUGUAGUGAGUUUUCUGGUUGUGUUUAUGGCAUGUUCAGAUUAAAAUGACCUUGGGGUUCAUUUCAGGAAACGCAUUCCAGCUACAACAUGGGUUUCCCCACCAAUCCUUUUCUGUUUUACAUGAACAACAUCGUAACAUGCUGAUUUUUUUCUAGUGGGUGAAUAGGACUUAAAAAGAAGGGACGUGCUACGUUCCAUUUCCCAAUUUAAGCUAAAUUUUAAAAAUAAUUUUUAAAAUAUCUGUUUAUUUAUAUGGGCAUAAAUUGACUUUGUAAACAUGGAAACAUUAACAGAGUGAGUUUUAAUGGUCACAAAAAUCAUUAGCACUUUCAUAGGACAAUGAAAACACAUCUGAUUUUAAAAUCCCUCAAGAAAAAAAAUUAAUUCAAAAGACAACCAUAAUAAAAGGCUGCAGCACUGGGAUACAUUAGCAAACUAUGAAAGCAGCUAGUGAUGUUUAUUAUUGUUAUUGUUAUUUAUUUAAUUUCUAUACCGCCCUAUACCCGAAGGUCUCAGGGCGGUUCACAUAAAAUAUAAAAUACAUAAAAUCAAAACAAAGCCAGCAACCCCAAAAGAGCCAGCAUUUUUAAACAGGGUCUAGGACGUAGAUCAAGUCAGGCAAAUGCCUGGUUGAAAAGGAACAUUUUUGCCUGGUGCCUAAAGGUGUAUAAUGAAGGCCAGACAAACUUCCCUGGGGAGAGUAUUCCACAGAUGGGAAGCCACUGCAGAGAAGGCCCGUUCUUGUGUUUUAUUUUAUAUCCCAUCUCAGAGCCUUUUAAAAUAAGUGAGUCAGUAUAGUGUAGUGGUUAGAGUAACAGACUAGGACCUGAGAGACCAAUAAACAUCUUAAAAUGUUCCAAAAACAUGCCCUGUCUCAAGUUUAGGAUGAUUUCCCCUUCCCUUCUCACAUUUUGCAGAGUGGAAUGCUUUUAUGGGGCUUCAGGGCCAGGGGGGAUGUGGAAUUUUUUCACUUCAAGGUAACUCAUCUUAAGAUAAAGGGAUGCAGGUGGCACUGUGGUCUAAACCACUAAGUGUCUUGGGCUUGCUGAUCAGAAGGUUGGCAGUUAGAAUCCGUGCGAUGGAGUGACCUCCCGUUGCUCUGUUCCAGCUUCUGCCCACCUAGCAGUUUGAAAGCAUACCAGUGCAAGCAGAUAAAUACGUACUGCUGCGAUGGUAAACAGUGUUUCCAUGUGCUCUGACACUUGUCAUGGUCCUCCAUGCCUCAGUAGUGAUUUAUUCAUGCUGGCCACAUGACCUGGAAAGCUGUCUGUGGACAAACACUGGUUUUCUCGGCCUGAAACGUGAGAUGCGUGCCGCAACCCCAUAGUCACCUUUGACUGGACUUAACCAUUCAGGGGUCCUUUACAUUUACCAUUAGAAAUCACCUAGAGUUGCAUUUUUACAGCUAACUGGCCUUUGCUUUUCUUGAGAUUUUGAAGGGAGGGAGUUCCACAAAUGUUGAUUUAUUCAUUUUGCAAAACCUUUGUACCACUAAACAUCAAAAUACCCAAGCUGGGGGUGGAGGAUAAAAACAAUGCAACCCCUUCAGGAUUCAGCAGAGCAGGAAGACCUAUAGAAAAAGACCUUCUCCAUAGUGAGACCUUGAAAUCUGGAAUGAUCUCCCUAGAAGUACAUUUAUUCACCCUCAUUAUUGGUCUUCAUAUGUCAACUGAAGACAUUUUUAUUUAUCCAGACUUCUACAGUUUUAUAAUGAGGGAUUUACUAGCAGCAGUAUGUGAAUCAGUGCUUUUUUAAAUUAGUUAAUAUAUCGUUUCACUGUUGUUGUCUUUUACCGUGCUUAUAUAUAUAUAUAUAUAUUGCUCUGAGAUCCUUUGAAGGAUGAGUGAUUUCUAAAUAUAAUAAAUAAAUAAUACAAACAAUAGAAAAGCCAUAAAAGCACAACAAAACAGAUUUCAGACAUAGUCAAAAUGCUGGUUGUGGACAAAUUAACAACAGUGCUAAGCUAGAGAAGCCCGAGUGAAGGAGAAGGUUUUCAGCAGUAGCCAAAAGUCUGCAAUAUUUCAAAAGGAUUCAAAACAAAAAAACAAAGGAAAACCCAAUGCUGUAAUUUUAUUGUCACUGAAGGGAAGCAAUUGCACCUGAACUUUCCCUUAUCUAUUUCCGGAGACUAGCUAUGUUAGUCUCUUGCAGCAAAAUGAACUAAACAUCCUGAGUUGCUAACCAGUUUUUAUCAUGGCAUGAGCUUUUGGGGAUUAAUGUAUCUAAGGUGGUCUUAAAUACUAAGCAGUUUGGACCAAGAUGACAAUGGGCAACUUGAAUUAACUCUCUAGUGUUGCAUUCAGAUUGUCUGCUAAUUUGUGGUAGUACCGGUAAUUCCUUUUGGGAUGCCUCAGGUAACCAGCUCAUCACAGUAUUACUUUGAUUCUCAAAUCAUUUUCAUUUGCAAAUCUAGAAACAGGAAAGUAUGAUAAAACUUGUCUAGGUGUAUCGGCAACCACUCUUUGCUGCAAAGUAAAAGAAAAGCUGGUCAGAUUUGUGAGUGCCUUUAAAGGGUAAAAUGGGAGGCAAAACAUUGGCAGACGAGCAGCCAGCACCAGGAGACACUGAACAUCUAAAAGCAAUGAGACUAACCAUCUGUUUUCUGGCACGGCUCCUUUGCCUUUAGUAACUGCAUAAGAUUUGAGACACAAUAAAGAGCUCAAAAUUAUGUUUGUUGCCGCUUCUUCUAACUUGCCACCCUGUUGUUCAGUUCAGUCACCUACCGUGACAGCAUACUCCUGUACGUGUCUAUUGGGAAGUAAAUCCACUGGGCUCAAUGGCACUUGCUGCCACGUACGUGGGUAGUAGAGGAUUGCAGCCUUGGAGAAUGACCAGGUUAAAAAACAAUUAAUGGCACAGUCAGACUAGAGGAUGGUCUUUUUCUCUGUGCUAACUCUUGUAGAUUCUUAGACUGUGGGGGAAGAUAUAUUUAUAAAACAGUACAAACAUAGCUGGCAUAGAAAGACAACUUGAAUGUAAUGCCAACAUUUUUUGCUAUGAAUUGCCGAUUGUCUAAGGGGCUAUAUGAUACAUUCCAAUUAGAAUAUUUGAAUUGAAAACAUGAUGUGGUUUGUGUGCCUCUUGCCAGCUCACAAGCAUUCUGUUAUUUAAAUUUGAUCCACAAAGAUGAACCUUCAACUAAAAAGCAUCAGCAAGGAGAAAAAUAAUGGGAGAGGAUUAGAUUUCUUUAUGGCAUUUUACAAAAAUGAUCUGUGUAUGUCUCAAAUGCAAUAAAAUAAGCAGUGUCUCUGACCGUAACUCCUUACUUUGAUUGCAUUAGAACCUCUUUAAACAGGUAUUUUUUUUAAAUUUUUGUGUAUGUGAUUGUAUGAUAUUAUUUAAAAGGCUGUACAGCAUUCAAGUGUCAGCAUCUAUAUAAUUAUUUUUUCCUUUGACAGUCCAGUAUAUCAGAGCUAUUGUGGGUGCAUGCAACCAUUUUUCUCUAAAAUGUAAAUAAAAGGGUUAUAGCUACAAAUCAUGCUCAAGAUUUAUUUCAGUGUUCCUACCACAUGAAUUCUCUUAAUAAGGCACAUUUUGUGACCUUAGUCUUCAGAACUGCUGGCUGCAAAUGUGCGAAUCUUAAUCAUGUAGUGGUUUUGGGAAAGUUAUUUUUUCUUCUUUGGAGCUUCCUGUCUCUGGGCAUAUGAGAGUGGUAAACAAAUAUUGCGCCAAAUGUUGAGCCACUGCCCUAAUUCUAAUAACAAUAAAUCUCCUUGUUUUUGGUUGUGCUGAGCGGUGCUUGCACAUUUUGUUUUCACUGAGGCUUCUGAGGAUGAGUCGGUGCACUAUCUUGCAGCUGUUUUUGUAUUUUACGUUAUCACAGAAGCGUAGCUCAGCUUAGCAGGCUCUGUUUAUGGCAGCCCAGCUUACCUCACUGACUCAGUAGCUGACAUAUUCAGCUUGAGCGAUGCUGGCUGCCAGCUCCUUUUGAUUUGAGUUUUGAUCCACAUUUUGGUGAGGUCAUCUUUUAGCACCAAUCUGCCUGGGGAAAACAAAUGCUGACCUGCAGUUAAAAAUAGGGCCAUUAUGAUUUUUUAAAAGGAAGAAUUAGUAUUUUGAUAGGGUAGGAUAACAUGCAACCUUUUAGUUCAGCAUCUUGUACUUCUUUGCGAAGACUUGGGUUCAUUUGUGAUCAGUUGAACAGUUUUUUGUUUUAAGGAAGAGAAGGAGAACCAUGUAAUUCAGCAACAGCAACUAUCUGCUGAUGAAGUACUUUAAAAAAAAUAUAUCUCAAGGUAUCAUUAACAUUUUGCUCAUUUUAAGGAAAAUAAAAUUGUGUUUGAGAAUGUUAUGUUCAAGCAGGAGAAUUAUUUCAGACUUGUAAUGUGAAACAAAGCUAUAUUUUUCUUUGGGUUUUUAUGUAUUGUCUUCAUCGUUUGCUCCGUGACUAUGAAACCCAUAGUGAUAAGUGCCUCCAACCUUGUUGUGUGACAGCGUUUGAGAGCCAGUCUCAGCAGCUGGCCAUGGAAUCCACAGUCAGAGCAGGCCACAAGAUUCCAAAGGUUCAGAGGCAGAAAGGGCCUGCAACACACACAUUUAGGUUUGUACAAUUAAAGGAGAUUUAUCACCAUCAGUGGCAAACUUUGGGGUCUCAAAUUUCAGCAGGGUGCAGUGCCAAAAUUCAGCACCCCCAGCCUCUCACACUCCAUUCUAAAUAAUUGUGCCCCCCAGGCUCUGUGCCCAGUGGGCCAAACCAGUCACAUUCUCCUAAAUCCUCCUCUCUUACCAUCACCCUAGCACAACAGAUCCACUUUUAAAAAAUGGACCUUUUGCAGUUAAAAAAGAUACAUCUUCUCAGAGUAUCUUCUUCUUCAUAGAUGCUUCAAAACAAAGAAAACGGGUAUUCAAAGUUCACUUUCUGGAGAAUAUAUUUCGAAUGAAAACUAUUCACUGUCUAGCUAGUUCUCGUCUGAAAGGAUAAACACAGUAUAAAUGGCUGGAGACUUGAAGAUCACUUUAAGUUCUGGAGGAGCGAACAGGCCUCUUGAUGCAAAAUCCAGGGUUUGGCUGGAAAUAAGGAAGUUAAACUGGUACUAGCACUCUCUGCAUGGAAAUAGUAACUCCUCUGUAAGUUAAUCUUUCCAUCUUCUUGUCAGACAUUAAUAUCAUGCAAAUAUGUCUGAAUCAUCCUCAUGCCUUCCACCCUUCAAUAAUAUUUUCACAGUAGGCAUUGCACAGUAACAAUAAAGCUGCAUAAUCCUUUUGUAUGGCUAUUGUGCUCUUGAGGUGCAGUAGGGCACCCAACAGCAUUACAUUCCUCCUGUGCUGUAAUUAGUGUCUCCACCCAUGCUUAUAAGAAUUUUAUUAUCACUGUCUUAUAGAAGCAGCUCCACUUGUAGUCAGAGACUGCUCUGCUUCUCCAUUAAGAGCUGGUUUUAUUUAAAAGCAUCAACUAAUCCUUAAAAGCAUGAGGCUUUUAGCCAAAGACGCUAUUCCUAAAAUAAUUGUUUUAUAUGGGAUGUUGUUUAUUAAAGUUGGCAGUCUUCCCUCCCCCCUUCUGGUUUUGACCAUCCUUCUUAACCCUCUCUCAUAUUUGCCAUACACAUGCCUUUGCACAGCACACAGGGGUCUCUGCAGGUGAAAGGUCCAUUUAUUUAUUUAUUUAUUUACUUACUUACUUACAUUUAUGCCUUUCAUCAACCCUAGAUAUCUAAAGUUAGGUAAAAGUAGCCUUAUAUCUUAGCAUGUUUAGUAUUGCAUUGUAAGCAGUGGUGCCAUCUACGAGAGUGACAGUUAAUGCUUCAAUGCAGCCUGUAUGAAUUCCACCUCUCCACCAUGAUUCUGGACUACAGACCUUGGUCAUAUUAAUUGUGGAUGUACAAGAGAACAAGCAGAAGCUCUUAAAAAAAAACCCCACAGCUACACUGAGCUUCCUUUAAUGUAAGCAAAGCUGAGAAGACAUUCAAUGAUGGAAGGCUUCUUUUCCUCUAAGGGCCAGAGUUAGGAAGGAAUGGAGACAUGCUCAUAAUAUUCUUCUCUGUGGAAAGCAGAAAUCCUGCAAAGAAAAGAGGGCUGCAGUUUAUCAUGAUGUGGAAAAUCAUGAUGUGGAAAACCCCACAUAGUCCUUUCAGUUGCAACCAAGAAGCAGAGUCUCACUUGCACUGCGCUUCCUGACGCGUUUCUAGCAUGCAAAUCUAGGAAGACUCACCAUCCUACUUUGCAGGACCUGUCCUACUCUUGAAAGCAGGAGUUGAGAUUGCCCUAGGUUUUGGCCUGAAGUUUCAGGCUUUUAGGGCCUCCAGGGGAAUAAGUACAUUUCCAUGUUGGGUGAGAGUAUCAAGUAGAUCAGCUUCCCCUUGCCACUGCCCUGCCCCUGUUUGACUUUUGCUCUGCUCAGCCACCCCUUUUCCAUAAAGCUCCAUCAGGAGGUACCCAAGCACAGUCAAGAUCUUCCUGAGCCAGUUUCCGGCUUCUGUUCCCCUUCCUACAACAUCACUCACCUAAACACCUGUUCCACCAGGUCCCCUGCUCUGCCAGGCACUACUCUAGUUCCCAGACUUUGCCCCCCUGUAUUUUCAGGAUCUGAGUCUCUGGGGAUGAGUGGCAUUCACAAUAAUUGUGAGGAAGUAUGGUCAGGUGAAUAAGACUUCAGUAAAAGAAUGGGAAGGUGUUGAUCUUGAAGGUCGCUUUAAAUUUACAGUGCACACAGAUCUUACAUCUUCUGUUGUACCAAGCUGUGUUUUUACUGUGCUACCUAUUUAUUUUUUAUCCAUGAAUAGCAUGAAAUAAAGAACUACAUAUAUGUUGACACAACAGUAUUUUAAAAGUUCAUGACUUACCAAGUUCCUUAAAUGAUCAGGGAAGCUUCCCUAUAGAAGUUGCUGCUGCCUACAUUCUGUGAAUGACUGGCAAGAGAGAGAGAGAGAGAGAGAAAGCAGCUUUAGGGUCUUUUGGAGCAGUGAUCAAGGAGGAUAGUAUCACCCAUCUGGUAUGGUGAUUCUGAGAAGUGAAACAACCCUGGUACAGAAACGAAACUGUACCCGAAACACACACUAAUGAGAAAGUAACCAGAUGAAAAAUCUGUGUUUUUUUAAAUUUAAAACAUGCACUUUAAUCAUCAAAAAGUCAUAUCCUGGGUCUAUAGACUGAGUGCACAUUCCACACUGGUCACAGAAUAACUGCAAAGCAGACAAAACUGUCAUCAAUUUUUAGCAUAGAUAAUUGCAUACUUCCUCAGAUUAUUACCUAACAAUGAUUUAAAUAGGUCACACUAAAUGAGGUAAGGGCUAUUGUGAUAACCACAAUAUGAAAGAAACACGCAAACUCUUUAAUAUUGUAGAUAUGAUAGAUUUGCGUGGACAGGCGGAGUCCCCAGAUCCCAAGCGGUCCCCCCCGUCAUGUGGAAUAACGACUCAAGACAACGUGCUAUGGGAUUAAAUUGGCCACAACUUUAUUAAAUUUCAAAUGUGGGUAGACCUUGGCUCAGGCAUUGGGCGUUCUCCCUCCCCAGUCCCCAGCCAGGGACCUAGGGAGCUUCAGGGUUAUCCAGUGUGUGUGGGGGGGAUGGGCCGGCUCUGGAGAACAUAUGUUCAAGCAGAGAUAGCCGCCCCCGUUACGCCGCCGCCGCAGGGGAGAGCAAUGACAACCUUUUGGCAUAUGGUCAAAGCCUCCCUUCAGAAACCCCUUUAACGGGGAACCCUGGUAUCGCUGCCGCAAAGAGGAAGAUGGACUAAAGGAUUCCGCCCAAGGCCUGAUCCCGCCAAAGUUGUGACGUUUUGCUACGGGAAAGGCGAAACCUGCCAAUGCAGGGGAAUUCCUUUCCGGCCCUUUAACAGAGACCUUAACGUAGCAGCGCCCGCAUACCUGUGAAGAUAAGUUAACCUGCAAAACCUAUGAAGAAAAGUUAACCUGCAAAAGAAGACAUUAACUGAGGGUGGGUAGGGUGGGAGAAGCUCUGGAGCCAAGUGAGGAUUCCCAGGGAAGAUCCUCCCUCUGUUGUGUGGGCAGGUAAUCCCUCCCCUACCUGGCCUGGUCUCCUUGGUAACGCUUCCCCCAGGUGGGAUUGGACAACUGACUGAGGUAGGCGGAGACCUCCAGGUAUCCCACCUGAGGGAAGGCAAAGCCAAGCCUAUGCUGAUGGGUCCGCUCCAGAUCUAGGGCUGCGCGCGUCCACGCAAAGGGCGCCCCCCGUUUUAAGCGGGGAGCGGUCAUUUCAGGCACAUGGAAGGGUUUUCAUGUUUCCAACAAAAUUACACACAUAAGCAAGAAUUAGUCUUGCCAUUUCUUCUUCCAAUUUUUUUAAAAAAACAUUCAAAAUUAAAUUUGGGGAACUAUUUUGUAGUGAUACUCUAAUUAUUUCAACUAUGUAGAGCAAAGGUGGAGAACCUGUGGCCCUCCAUAUGUUGCUGGACUACAACUCCCAUCAUUCCUGGCCGUUGGCCAAGUUGGCUAGGGCUUGAUGGGAGUUAGAGCCAGGGAACACUUGAAGGGUCAUAGGUUUCCCAUCUCUAGUCUAGACAUUUCAUUCUUGAAGCAACAGUCUACCUAAAUUAUCCAGUCUUGCUUUUUUAAAAAAAAUCAUUUUCCAAUACAGAGGAUUAAUAUAGAUAAGACAGAUGUCUUAAGGAGCUAUAAAACUGAGCAUGCAAAACAGAGGAAUUACACAAUCAGCAAAGACUUUUACUUCAUAGCUGGAGAACUGGUGGGUGUAUGGCUAGAGAAAUGUGGAAGUACAGACUGCAAAUAUGUAAUGCUGCAGGGAACAAAAAGUACAUGGAAGGAUGGGAGCCUGCAGCAAAGUUGCAGACUAACUAAUGAUGAUUGCAGAGACUGAGUCAGAUGAGGCACAGAUCAUUCAUAAUUUUACCAGACAAUGGAGCCUUCAUAAAGGCCUGACAAAAGAGGGCAAGGGUUUGGCCCUGUGUGCAUUAAGGCAGAGUGUUUUGGUGUCGGUAAAAACCAGCAACGUACUAUUUGAACACUGGAUUCAAAGUUUGAAAAGUGUAUCUAAAGACUUGUAUUGCAAAGGGGUCGGAGAAAACGAGGAUAACGAAUAUGAAGGGAAGUGGAUUGCCUGUUUUUCUUCUCCCUCUCCCUGCUGGUCUAUAAAUUCUGCAACCUUGUGGGUGUUCCUCUCUACAGUUUACCAAAGGAUGGAAUGUUAUAUUGUAGUACACUUCCCCAUUCUUUUUCCAAGUAGCUGUUCUUUCAUAUCAUUAAUAAGUUGGCAGUCACAGUGAAGGCUGAAACACCAAGUUAAAGGAAUUUUCUCUCUCUCCUGAUCUGCUUCCAGAUAUCUCUUAUCUUUCCUUAAUGUAAUGGGGAAAACUUGGGCCAGAAUGAGAUAUUACCGAGGAUACUCAAAACACCAACCCCGAUUAUCUUCCUCCUCUCUCUUGUUCCUGGCUGGCAACAUCUGUUAAUACAAAAGCAUGGUGUGACAUCAUCACCAUAAACUGAGUUUCCUUCUGCCCACCAGCACAAACCAGUGAAACGGAGGCAGGGAGCAGAAGCCCCUACUCCAUUUCAUUCAUUAUACUUAGCAUCAGAGAAGAGAGUGGAGGAAGGAGAUGCAAAGUUGCUGCUUGCUCAUUACAUAAAGAGAGAAAAUGCAUUUCCCCCACCCCCCAAAAAAAAAGACCACAGAGGACACAGGUUUGCAUAAAAUUUGUAUGCACUUUAUUUUUAUCUUUAUCUAUGAAUAUUGAAAUAAUUACUAGGCGACCUCUGUGUCUGCUUAGCCUGCUGUCCUGUUGAUGAGCAGUUAUUGCUCCCUUCUAAUGGUUCUUUAAUCAAUGGCACAAUCACUGGUAUUUUUAUUCUCCCAGGUAUUUGGGGUCCUGGUUCAUCUUGUGGUUGAAUGAAGCGUCUAGUGUUUUUGGUAUAGUGAGUUUUUGCCUGAUGUAGUGGCUGGCAUACUGGACUAGGACCUGGGUCCAGGGAGGUCAGGGUACCAUUCCCCACUCAGCUGUGGCGAGUUCACUGGACCAGCCACAGCUUCUCCGUGUAGCCUGCUUUGCAGGGCUGUUGUGAGGAUAACACGGGGAGGUGGAAAACAAUGUACACCCCUUUUAGCUCAUGGGAGAAAAGGUAGAAUAUAAAUGGAAGAAUAAAUAAUUUUUAAUGCAUUGCUUCCAAAAUUGAUUAUUUUUUUAAUGUAUCAUUCUUCUUUUUGCUUUAUUGCAAUUAGUUGCUUUGAGACUUUUGUGGGACUCAACACACAUCUAAGUAAAUAAAUUUAAAAACAAAACAAAAAUAUUUGGAUGGGAUUCCUUCCAACUCUAUAAUUGCAUGAUUCUAUGUUUUUAUGUAGCUCAAGGAUUUGUCCCACCUGCAUUCCAGAUUGCCAGUGCUCAGAAUGCAAAUUUCAGGAAGAGGGUGAAUGGAUUAGUCUCUGUUCAGUGGGGUAACCAAGGGAGUUUGCAAAGAGUCAUUCCUCCUUGCUCCAGAAAUUAACCUGGAGGCCCGGAGGUCUGCACUCAUCUCAGACUCAGGUUAAACUGAGUAAGUAAUGGCAACAUCCAGUGAAUAAGUCAAGGAGACACAUUCCAGCAUGAUUCCACAUUGCAGAUGAAACAGGUUCCAGCACAGGGAGUUUACAUACUCAAACUGCCACCAACAAUGUCAUGAUUAGGUUGCAUCAUAGUCUAGACACAGGACAGUGUGGGCUAGCAUCUGAUGUGGUCAAGUGAGAGAAUGUCUUUCCUGCACCAGCUGGAGAUGAUGUUGCAACAUUUAAAUUGGUAGACGUGUAACAGUGGCAAUGUGCAUUGCUAGAAGCAGGGAAGAUUCCUGAGUGAUCAUUAAAACAUACAACUGAUUUCUACCUGCAUGCUUACUUGGGGAUAAGCUACUGUACAUUGAAUGGUGGCACUUCCUUCUGAGUAAACAUCCAUGGAUUAGGACUGCUGCACAUUCCUUAAAUGUGGAUUAGUGAAAUUAAUAAACAUUUGACAAAUAAUACCAUCAUGCAGCAUAUCUGAAUUUCAGGAAAUCUGUGGCAUGUCUGGGGUUUUUUUUUAAUAGGCAGUGUAUGUGGUAGAUCAGAAUCCUCCAUCCUUAAAUUCACAAUAGGAGGAAAGCUUUGAUUGGUGCCAUUGGGAGAUUUUAAAAAUUGCAGCCACAGACAGGCAAUUCUGAUCACAACUGUAAUGGGUGCAGAAAGUUAAAGCUGCUUCCUUGAUUUAAAAAUCAAGCAUAUCAGGACAAACAUCACAUAUAAUCUGGCUCUCAGAAGGGGAACAGACAUCUGGCUACAUUUUGUAACAGAAAUGUUGCAAAUGCCUCACUCCAGGAAGCUAUUCUGAUUGUUUACAUUAAUGUUCAUUCACUUCACAGCUCUGUGUGAGGUCUAAUGCUCCCCUGUCCCUUUUCUGUUUCGCACAGUAUUUUGUGCAAGGGUGCCAGUUUGGCAUAAUCUCUAUUUUAAAGCACUCAAUUCCUGGGAACUGUAGUUGGUUAAGAGGGUGCUUGGAACUGCAGCUCCGUGAGGGUAAAGUAUAUGUCACAGAAUUUUUCAGGGGAAUCCAUGUAGUUAAAUGUAUGAUGUGUGGGCAGCUGAAGAAACCUUGUUGAGAAAAUGGCUAAGCCUGCUACCAAAGCACACGCGCACACAUGUCCGCACGUGCAUGCGCGCGCGCACACACACACACUCUAUCUAUCUAUCUAUCUAUCUAGCAUUUGUAUACCACUUAUAUGUUUUGGUAAUAAGCAGUCUAUAAAUAUAUGAAAUAAAUGUACACACUGUAAUUCACAGGUGGGUAGCCUGUUGGCCCAGAGGCCACCCUCGGCCUCCCCUGAUGCCUCCUGAAGCUGCUUCACUCUUCCAGCCCCUCAAACUUCCUUCCAUUCUGUUUGUUCCUUCCAUAUUUCUCAUGGCUUUUAAAAGUGUUCACUUCCCCACUCCCGGAACAGGUGGCAUUUUAUUUAAUUAAAUUUUUUUAAAAUAAAUAAAUAAAUAAAUAAAUAAAUAAAUGUAAAUACCCCACUUCUAUGAUUUGAGGAAAAUAACUCUCCCUCCCUUCACAAGGUGUUCAAUAACAAAUUGGUAGGCUCCUGCUCCAAUAAAUUACUUUCACUUGCUUACUUUCAGUAGGUAUUCUGGUUAGAGAGAGAGAGAGAGAGAGAGAGAGAGAGAGAUCUCAUCAAGCCGUAUGGGGUUGCUAGAUGCACGAGACCUCCAUAGGGACUGGGAGUUCUAACCUGAGGUAGCCAUGUUGAAGACCGAAGCGGGAUGGUCUUUAUCCAGAAUUAGUUAAUCCAGAAUAUUUCAGCUAUUGCUGGCAUGUGCCCCCUUGACAAAUUUGACCUGAGGGAAUGCAGACCUCAUCAGCCCCGCCCCACCCCCAGCUGCAAUUUGCCACAGUGAAUUGUUUUUCAUAAGCACAAAGGUGACUACUACUUGCUACCAUUUGUAAAAGGGAAAUGACAUUGCAGACUUAUGUCGCAUUAUUGCCACAAGGAGAAAUGAGCUAAAUCUCAUAAAGCACUUUUGUUCACAGUGCAGUGUGCACUUAUCAUUUUGAUGGAAAUUCUGGGUAUGCUGCUGUAGCCUGGGUUGUGGCCUUUGGCUUUACAAAUGUUACAUAAAUGGUAACUUAUGCAGUGAGACAAUGAGAAUAGACCUGCCAGACUUGCCAGGUACAGGAUUAAAUAUACUAACAUAGAACCUUAUUCAGUUUGCCCCAGGCAUCAAGCCAAAGGAAGUUUUUAGUAAAUUGGUCUUAAAUUAGGUCUUUAUCUCUUAAAAAUCGAAAUGAACAAAGAGCAAACUAUUCCCACUAUUUCAACAGCAGUGGAGAUACUUUCCUUCCCUCACCACCCCAUUCCUCAACUGAUGGAGCAGAGGUUGAUCUUAGAUACUUUCCAGCCUUCCACUGACUCCAGAGACUCCCAUCUGAAUUUUAGGCUUGAAGGAGUUAUUACUACUGCUACUUCUGCUUCAUAGGGUAAAGGUAAAGGGUAAAGGGGCCCCUGACCAUUAGGUCCAGUCGUGGCCGACUCUGGGGUUGCGGCGCUCAUCUCGCUUUAUUGUCCAAGGGAGCUGGUGGUCAUGUGGCCAGCAUGACUAAGCCACUUCUGGCGGCUUGCACUUUGACGUGCUUUUGAACUGCUAGGUUGGCAGGAGCAGGGACCGAGCAACGGGAGCUUCGGGGAUUUGAACCGCCGACCUUCUGAUCGGCAAGUCCUAGGCUCUGUGGUUUAACCCACAGCGCCACCCACGUCCUGCUUCAUAGGGUAGAGCCAUUGAAAUGAUUGAGACUUGAGUUAGGCAUGACAGACCUCCAUUGAGUUCAACUCUUCACAUGACUAUAUCUGGAUUCAGUGCAUACUGUGCUAGGACUCCACUCAAACGCAAUGUGUGAAUAGCUGUCAUCAAAUCUACACACCAGCUAACAAUGUGGUAGUAUAUAAGCAGUGAAUUAAAAAAGUCCAUCAAAUAGAAUUAUCAGUAAGCAACAAGUGACACAUAUAGGUGUGUGCCUUUGUGGUCUUGUGGUUUAUUUAGUUUGUGGUUAAAAGGUAGUCUUCUGUAAACAUGAAAUCGGGUCUUCCUUGGUUUGCUCUGCCAUAUUGUAACCACAAAUCGUAACCACAGAUCACUUUUCUGUGGAUGGAAUCCCACUGCUGUCCUGGUUGUCAUGGAAGAGCUUUUGAUCCCGCAGCACCCAAAAUCCUAGAAAAUUGUCUGCAUGGAACAGGGUGGAAGAGAGUGUGGGGAAGUGCAAGCUGGCAAACAUUACCUCCCCUGCUUUCUUCUUAAUGGAGGUAUUUGCUGGAUCAAAAGGCCUUCUUACCAUAAGCACAAGGGCAACGAUUGGAUUCCACCCUGUAUUAUUUUAAAUGAAACUUUCUAUCUAGUUUUUUUUUAAUGGAACAUUUUCUUUCAACAUUGCAAAUUCAUAGGAAACUGACUUUCUGGAGUAAACCACAAAAAAGCACAAAACAGAUUUGGUGUAAGAAACUGAGGCAUCUGCUGUCCGAUAGCAUUUUAUUUUAUUUUUGAACUUGCUGAAACUUUUUAAUGAAAUGCAUUAUUUACUGUAUUUUAUUUAUUUAUUUUUAACAAAUCAAUCGGUCCUACCUCCACCUGCUGAUCUGAAUGUUCUUUCCAGCUUUCGUGUCAGUUAAGUUAAAUAGAAUAUGUUCACUGAUACAUCAAAUAGUUUUCAAUGUUUUUAUAGCUCAAGGGUGACUAAUAUGAAUCAGGUGUAAAAGUAAAUGUCCUUUUCUGUUUCAGGGAAGAGCUUCACAUUGACCAUCACAGUCUUCACAAAUCCUCCACAAGUAGCUACGUACCACAGAGCCAUCAAGAUCACAGUGGAUGGGCCUCGAGAACCAAGAAGUAAGUAUUCAGAUAACAUGAAGUCCUAACCUAAAGACACAGAAAUAGAAUGAACACGCACACCAUUCUAUUUAAUAAACUUUGAAUCUAAUCUUACAAUUAAAUUUACUCAGGCUGUAAUCCUGUGUACCUGGGUGGGGGCCUUGGGCCAACGGCAGUCCUUCAAGCCCGAGCUCCUCUCCCCAGGCCAUUCACUGGCCUUGCUUCACUGGCUUUCACUGGCCUUGCUUCACACUCCCCUUGAGUGUUUCUGCCUGGCUAGAAUGUGCCUUCCAACACUGAAAAUGCCUUUUGUUUCCUGGAGGUGCAGCCAACUGUACAAAAGCAAAAUUUUCAUUUGUUGCCCGGCCCACUUUUGCCUCUGGCCCUGUCUUCCCUCCCUGGCAUGUGACCUCCAGAAGAUUCCCCAAAGGAAAUGUGCCCCUCAGGCUGGAAAAAGUUCCCUGCCCCUGCUAGAUGCAGUUCUUUGGGAGAUGGAACUCAAUGGGGUCUUAUUUCCAAGUGAACAUGUGUAAAAACUGUACUGUUCAAUCUGACUGGCUGCAUUUUAGAUCUCUAGCUAUAUGGUUUGGGGAAAUCAGUUAGCUAGGAAGUUACACUGUUUUAAACCAGACUUGCACUGCGGGGGAGGGGGGCUCCCCUAGGGAUCUGUUUUGCACGGCUAUUGAUUUGGAAAGAGACAGUUGAAAUGCCUUUUUGAAGAGAAUGAACAGGGAUAGUAGAUGUAGAAAUUGACAAAGGAUGUGGGAUUUCAAACACACCAUGCAUAUUCUUCAGCAUUUCUUGCUCACUUUGGAAUUUAGGAAUUUUAAUUUUAGAAACAAAAUAGCCCUGUUCAGACUCCCCCCCCCCCCCCGUUUCCCCUCAAAGCUAGCAGAUGGAACAGAGGUGAAAGGGGUGGGGGAGGCAGAAAAACGGCAACCAGUUGCUCUUGUGUGCAGCUUAUUGUAUCUCAUGCCGGUUUGCAGCUUAAGAAAACAGUAAUUCUUGAAGGCAACACUUCAAGCAGGCAGAUGGAAUUUAUUCCGCUGAGGCGCAGAUCUUCAGUCAAGUGACUGCCAUUUAUUUUUUUUCAUUUUUAACAAUUAAGAAUGAGCAAACAAUAUAUGGUAUCUCCAGGGAUAAAUUCAAAAUACUCACAUGAGCACAGUGUGUGCAGGAGGGGAAAUUCCCCACCCCAAAGCCACCUCGUUGCUGAACUAAUGCAAUAUGUUCCCUUCUCAUUGCCCAAGGCAAUAAUUAACUUUACUGUAGAAUACUCAUAUUUGUAUUGAAAUAUCCUCUUGUAUGCUGAGGUUUGUGGUUUCUUCUUAUUCCCCACCCCACCACACGCACGCAUACACAUUUGGCAGAGGCAGUGUGGCUGUAGCAGAAGUCAAAACGGGAAGAACAUAGAAACAAGCGCCCGUGGGAGGGAGAACAUUGCAAGUUAGGAUUGAGUUCCAAAUCAAUUCUGUACAUUU
Podarcis lilfordi (Lilford's wall lizard) is the source of this 33320-nucleotide messenger RNA. NCBI's taxonomy places the organism in Eukaryota, Metazoa, Chordata, Lepidosauria, Squamata, Lacertidae. The record is from the annotation of a GenBank genome assembly.